CUGCAGCUGAAAACUGAACAAGCUAUGAUAUGGCUGCUACUCACUGGAAUCCACUGUCACUCUUUGCCACACUAACUGUGAGGAUAAAGACCCUUCUCAGCAAUCAAACUGUCAACAUCCCAGACAAUGCCGACAUCUCUUUGAAGGGACGCACAGUUAUUGUGAAGGGCCCCAGAGGCACCCUAUGGAGGGGCUUCAAUCACAUCAACGUGGAACUCUGUCUCCUUGGAAAGAAAAAGAAGAGGCUCCGGGCUGACAAAUGGUGGGGAUAUAGCAAGGAACUGGCCACCGUUUUUACUAUCUGCAGUCAUGUACCGAACAUGACUAAGGGUUUUACACUGAGCUUCCGUUACAAGAUGAGGUCUGUGUACGCUCACUUCCCCAUAAAUGUCGUUAUUCAGGAGAAUGGUUCUCUGGUUGGAGACAGAAAUUUCGUGGGUGAAAAAUACAUCCGCAGGGUUCGGAUGAGGUCAGGCGUUGUUUGUUCAGUAUCUCAAGCCCAGAAAGAUGGGUUGAUUCUUGAAGGAAACGACAUUGAACUUGUAUCAAAUUCAGCUGCUUUGAUUCAGUGAGCCACCACAGUUAAAAACAAGGAUAUCAGAAAAAUUUUCGUUGGUAUUUACGUUUCUGAAAAAG
Molecule: messenger RNA, 636 nt
Organism: Eptesicus fuscus (big brown bat)
Lineage: Eukaryota; Metazoa; Chordata; Mammalia; Chiroptera; Vespertilionidae
Product: 60S ribosomal protein L9-like
Exons: 2
Coding region: 30-572 (180 amino acids)
Biological process (GO): cytoplasmic translation
Cellular component (GO): ribosome; cytosolic large ribosomal subunit
Molecular function (GO): rRNA binding; structural constituent of ribosome
Source: RefSeq, a predicted model, not a curated record